ACAAUGUUACAGCGUCAUUGUUAUCAACAACCACCAACAAACUCAAAAUUUGAAAUUCAAACACAUUAAAAACCCAAACAAUAAACAAACCAUUUUAUACUCUGCAAUCUUUCAUCUGCAAAGUAAGAGAUCAACCUCGUCUCCUUCCUCAACACGCCGCAGCUAUGUCCGAUACCGCAGCAGACGAAACUCCAGUCGCCGGAGAAAUGCUUAACACCGCCGACACUGAACAACACCCACCACAUUCAUCGGACAAUCUUUCUGAAAAGAUGGAGAAGAUGAACAUCUCUGGUUCAUCCUUCAGCAUUUGGCCCCCAACUCAGCGAACCAGAGACGCUGUAAUCAACCGUCUCAUCGAGACGCUUUCUACCCCUUCCGUCCUCUCCAAGCGCUACGGAUCUUUGCUGCCCGACGAAGCUUCUUCCACCGCUAUAUCCAUCGAAGAGGAGGCUUACAACGCCGCCGCCGCUUCCUCCGCUCCUGCUUCUUCUGCUACCGCUUCCUCCAUUGAUGAAGGCAUCGAGAUCCUUCAGGUUUACUCUAAAGAGAUCAGCAAACGGAUGCUUGACGCCGUCAAAUCUAGGGCGGCUCCUCCUUCUGAUGUGUCCACUGCACCUGAAUCCGAUCGUGCGACUGUUGCAAGUGAGGAAGUUUCUUCUUUCGUUGAUAAUGAAUCUUCGUCUUAAGGUUUUAAAUUCUAAUUAUCUGUUAAACUCCAGAUCUGUUGCUCUUAUGGCUUUUUACUGUCUACAUUUUAUAUGCUAGGAUAUAUUCUAGAUCUUCUAUGUUCUUAUGACUGCUAUAUGAUGCAAAUUAUAUAAAUUGAGAAUGUUCCUCAUUUUCUGGAAUUUCGGGGGUACUUGGUGAUGGUAAUUGUGUAUCUUUCAUUUUCUAAUAUUGGUAAAAUCUAGCUAUGCUCAACCUAUGUUGAAUGUGGUAGGUGGAAUGUCUUUAAUGCCGUAUCGAUAAGCGUAAUUAGGAUUUAUAACCAGAUUUAGUGUCAUGUAUUGGAUUUUCUUGAUUUCGUUGGUUAAUGCUUUUAUUGAGCGUAUUAAUUUGA
Chenopodium quinoa (quinoa) is the source of this 1060-nucleotide messenger RNA. Its product is annotated as MFP1 attachment factor 1-like. The record is from RefSeq and is a predicted model, not a curated record. The transcript has a single exon. Lineage: Eukaryota; Viridiplantae; Streptophyta; Magnoliopsida; Caryophyllales; Amaranthaceae. Bases 165 to 686 code for a protein of 173 amino acids. Gene Ontology annotation, biological process: mitotic cell cycle; lateral root development.